CUUUUUUGGCUCGUGGCUCAUUGGGAGCCGUGGACGCGCACUCGCGAGAAAGCGUAUGGCGCUGAACUUGCUGUACCGCUCUACCUUCAUCGAUGUGAACGAGUGCGCGUCGUUUCCGGAGGAAGUCCCCGAAAUAGCCCGGCGCGCUGGUAGCGCGCCACCUCCCCUUCGGCGCGACCCGAGCCCAAGCCGGGGGACGACACAGCUCUGGGUUGCUGCCUUGGCGCAGCGCGCCCAACAGCUGCACACCUUGCUGCGCUUGAAGCAGGUCGCGCCCACGGAGCCGGGCUUGGAGUCGCCCAAACUUUCGAAGCCGCGAAUGUUGUGGGCAGAGGUCGUCGACUGCUCCACGGAGGCGUCCAGCCUAGAGGAGGAGGCGAACGAGAGGCCAAAUGCAAUGAAGCCGCCAGCAGACCCCAAGGUCUUACGUUGGCCUAACGCGGGCAGCGUGGGCCAUCCAGCGAUCUGCAAAAGACCUUGUAUGCACUUUGUCGCCGGGAGCUGCACCAACGGCGAUCUUUGCGACUAUUGCCACCUCUCCCACAACAUGCGGCCCACACACCUAGACAAGAGGCAGCGUGAGCUGUUGACUACUUUGUCGGAGGCACGGCUGCUAGCGGUGGCGCUCCACUACCUCGAGGCCCAGGCGCGUGCUGAGGGCUUCUUCACAGAGGCUGCGGAGCUCUUCGCUCUGCUGCGGCACCAGGCGAACUUGGGCCCUGGGAAGUUGCCGGACCCGGAGCCGGCCGUGCCCAAGAAGGCUUGGCCCAAGUUUGACUACAUGAUACAGAGGAUGACGUUUCAGGGCAUCCUGGGCUUGGUGAUGAAGUCCAAGUCUAUCAACGAGGACUUCGCACAGCAAGUGGCCUGUGCCACGAACCGCAUGCGGCGUAAGCUGCUGCAGACCCAUGACUUUGCGUGAGAGAACCCUCUCGAAUGAGAGCCGCAAGAGCGGACAGCCGAACCAUCAUGCCAGGUUCGGCUACCCCGUCGCUGUGAGGAGGCUUUCUGCGUUGGGGGUGCUUGGUUGCAUAGGUGUCCUUUUGAUCGGUUAGCGUGG
Molecule: messenger RNA, 1060 nt
Organism: Effrenium voratum
Lineage: Eukaryota; Dinophyceae; Suessiales; Symbiodiniaceae
Source: the annotation of a GenBank genome assembly